Bursaphelenchus xylophilus (pine wood nematode) is the source of this 804-nucleotide messenger RNA. NCBI's taxonomy places the organism in Eukaryota, Metazoa, Nematoda, Chromadorea, Rhabditida, Aphelenchoididae. The record is from the annotation of a GenBank genome assembly.
AUGGGGAUGUUCUUGUACUUGCUGCCAUUGCUCUUCGCCUCAGGGGCUUCCGAAGAUUUGGUGUUGGAUCCCACCUUUGCGAACAAAUGCUCGGCCAGCAAAGAGGCCAGGAUAAGCAACUGCCUGCAGGUGAAUAACAUUCUCAAUAUUUGCAUUUAUUUGUUUCAAAAAAAAAUAUUAAAAAAAUAUUUCCAAAAUUUUAGCCGAUUAUUGACUAUGCUAAUUCGAUCCAAAAAACUUCGACCGAGGAUGAGAACACACCCUUUUCUCUCAAGGGAGGCGAGGUGUUUUCAAAAUUAUGCAAUCUGUACACAGACUUUAAGGUGAGUCUUCGUAUGAUUACACACUUCUAAGUUAAUUUAAUCAUCUUAUAAUCCUAUGUUAGGAUUGCACAGCAGAUGUGCAUUGUCAUUCCAUCUCCAUCGAGGCCGUGGAAGCCUCUUAUGGAUACAUGUGCGGAGCUGGCCACAAUCUGUUCGAGAAACACGCCGCUUGUUUCGCUGAGGUCGAGGCCCAAAAAGAAUAUAAUUUAUGCCGAAAUGCCGCAGGGAAAGCGAUGGAUGACGCGGUAAAGACAAAGAAACAUAACCUGGACAAGUACUUCUACAACUUGUGCCAGAUAAUGGACGACUACCUGAGGUGUUGUCGCCCUUUUGUCGUGGAAAAGUGCGGGUCCGAUGCUUGGAGAUUGGUUGCUCAGGUAAAUAAAUAACUAUUUGAGAUGUUUAACGAGAAUUACAGAUUACUGUAGACAGUUUACGUGUUACAAUGCCCGAUUGUGAUGUUAAUCGAGCUUUAUUAUAG